AUGUUUUAAUGGAACCCAACUGGAAGUGGCGUAAUCUGGGCGUAAAUGGUACCGGACAAAAGCGAAACGUUACUACGGACCUAUCAGAAACUCUUCGGAACAUGUUUCCACCCAAGUCGAUUCCUCAUUUAACUCUAAAUGACGAAGAUGAACCGGAUAAAACCGUGAACGUUUCGCCGCCCAAUCUAACACCAGAAGACGUGGGCGUGGGCGACGAAAUUGACAAAAAAGAAUUCGAAAACAGCAAUAUCACUACCAUUAAAACGGACACUCACGUUUUUUACAACAGCGCUGUUUAUUUAGACAAUAGCGAGCCUUUUCAUGGAAAUGAUUUUUGGGUAAACAUGGAAAACAACAGCGAUGUUAAAGUGAACGAUCUGUUAUCGAGUUCGCAUAGGAGAGCAGAGGUAACUUUUACUAGUUUAUCACUUAAAUAGUGAUAUUUGGUAGUA
Dendroctonus ponderosae (mountain pine beetle) is the source of this 452-nucleotide messenger RNA. RefSeq lists its product as uncharacterized. The coding region runs from base 9 to 437 and encodes 142 amino acids. The record is from RefSeq and is a predicted model, not a curated record. NCBI's taxonomy places the organism in Eukaryota, Metazoa, Arthropoda, Insecta, Coleoptera, Curculionidae. The transcript has 2 exons.